This is a messenger RNA of Trichoplusia ni (cabbage looper), 703 nucleotides long. RefSeq lists its product as uncharacterized. Lineage: Eukaryota; Metazoa; Arthropoda; Insecta; Lepidoptera; Noctuidae. Bases 212 to 703 code for a protein of 163 amino acids. The record is from RefSeq and is a predicted model, not a curated record. The transcript is spliced from 3 exons.
GCAUGUUUUUCUUAUUUAUUAAUAGUUAUUAGUUUGACUUUGAGAUUUCGAACCAACAUCACUUAUCCAAAUAACGAUUUGUCCCGAAGCAUUGACAACAUUCAGGACAAACAAAACUCUUUUCCACAAAAAUUCUGAUAAGAAUUUAAUCAAAGCCAUAUACUUGUUUUAAAAGUGCCACUGUCAUGUCACACGGUCAUGUCACGAAACGAUGUUACGAUACUUUUAUUUACUAAGUUUGUUAUUAUGUAUCGAGUUAUCAAUUUCUUAUAAUUAUUUAGACGAACUUACAGAACGAAAUCUAAAUAAAUUUGGGCGUAAUGUGAGGAGAGACAGAGAGAGAAAGGUGAGACGGUCAAAAGAACGGAAGAGUCUGAUACGUCAGGAGUAUGAUUAUGACAGGAGUCCAGUGGAGUUUGAUGUGGCAAGUUUUAUACAACCGGAGGAAGAGGCCGUUGAAGAUGACGAAUCAUUUAGACACCGCAAUAAGAAAAGGCGACGUACCUCAAAAAGUUUCGAUUAUGGUGCCAUGAUCGGUUUUAAUGUUGACGAGGGUAAUAGAAAAAGGGAGAAGAGCCCUGACUACCUAAACAUCGGUGACAGUAAUUCAGAUUUGAACAUGAACCCGCCACUAUUCAAGGACGCAAUCAAUCCAAAACAUGUGAAUUAUAACUCGUUAGAUGACUUGCACAGUGAAAAAUGA